Molecule: messenger RNA, 5400 nt
Organism: Zymoseptoria tritici IPO323
Lineage: Eukaryota; Fungi; Ascomycota; Dothideomycetes; Mycosphaerellales; Mycosphaerellaceae
Exons: 5
Coding region: 1-5400 (1799 amino acids)
Molecular function (GO): GTP binding
Source: RefSeq, a predicted model, not a curated record
AUGGACUCUGUGGUCCGACCUCUACGCAUUAGCAAGGGCACCCCCAGCUCUUCCCCAAACAAAUCUCGUCCACUCUCCGAAGUCGGUAGCAACGAGCAUAGGAGAAACAGUCCUUCCUGGAAUCAGGUCACCAAGCAGGCCGAUUCCUCACCAACCACAGACACCUCAUCUUUCAUCAAAGACAACUCGCCGCGCGCAUUCUUUCGCGGCCGCGAUCCAAUGUCGCCCUCUCGCAACGACGAGAACACCUUCAGUACCCCACGCGAUGCAUCGCCCGGCGUAUCACCAAAACGACGUGCAAGCAUCGAGCGACUGAAGCAAGCCGGCCGGGUCAAGACCAGCAACAUCUUCGCCAUGGAGACACGCGAUGCAUACGAUCCACACAACGUACCAAUCGUCGAGCGGCCGAGUGCGAACCGACCAAAGAGCCCGGGAUUGUUGAACAACAGCUUCACUCGUUUUGACAGCCAGCGCAAGGAAAACAACCCUCUCUCGAGCCCAAGCCGUGGCCACAAGCGCACAGAAAGCCAGACUACACUGCCAAUCACCUCUCCAUCAUGGGAGACACGGACAAACGGCGCUUCAGCACCAUCCUCACCCACAAAGUCUGCGCUUUCCCGCAGCAGCCAGUUUGGAUCCCCUCUCGAGCAGGACAGCAUCCACCAAUGGUCCGAUGAAGACCGCGCACCCACACCUCGUGCUCGUGCUCUUCAUCGUCACAACAAGAGUGUCACAUUUCACGAAGAUCCGGAAGUAAACGAAUACGAGAACCAGACACCAGAACCAUCAGUCUCCGCCACAUCUGGAUCGCGAGAGGGCAGCUACGACUCUGAUAUACACUACGAGGAUUACAGCUUCGAGCGCGGAAGUUCAGCAGACCAGCACCGCGAUGACAGCUUUGAUGAAGAUUUGGAGAAUGCGGACAAGACGCCGGUCGUCCUUCCAGAAGCAUGGUCGCGCAUGUCUCCUCAGGCUGCUCGUACUGAGCUGGUUGAUGGUGAUGAUGAUGUGUUCGAGGGCUCUCCAGUCCCGCAACGUCCUGUGCUGGGUCGUUCGGAGAGUGUCACUUCAGAUUCAGACUCUCGACCUCUGCCACCACUGCCAGGCGUGAUGCGCGCGAGACGUGAGUCCGACGCACUGUUCGCCGCUGCAGAGCGCGCAUCCAAUGCUGCGCGUUCCCUUCCUGCUCCACCCAAACGUGCUUCCUGUACCAAGGAGGAUAUCAUCAAGAUGCGCAACGGUCGCCCGUCUCCAGGACAUGCGCCACCUGAAGAGCUCAUCGUGAAGAACCUCGACACUGGUGAGACCAAGGACGUUCGUGUGGAUGAGAGCGAAGUGGGCGAGGACUCAGUCGUCGCAGAGUUGGCCGAGUUUGCCAAUUCGCCUCCUAAAAUCUCCCGCGAGAGCAUUCUUCGCAAUCUCCGCAACUCCAGAUACGAGACGGAUGAGGAUGAAUUUGACGCUGAAAAGUCCAUCUCUGGAGACAGCCCGGAACGACCGACUUACGAACAGCUCGCCAGAAUGCAUCCUGAUGAAGCAGUUCCAUCACGCGAGAACAGCCGCGAUGCGAGCGGAAGAUACUUUGGAGGAUACGAUGAUGACUCUGAAGUUCAAAUCAAGGAGGAGCCCGUGGACGACAGCCAAUUCGAUAUGGGCUCCGUGCCAGCUGUCGAGCAAACACAGACUCUCGCACCAGCUCCCUCUGGCGACUAUGACCGUCAGUCGUCUGUCCUUAGGCAUGACAUUGGCGACGAUCGAUCUCCCAGUCGUGAGUCCUCUGUCGGACCCGAUGCAGAGAGCACCAACCUCGAUAUCCACAGCGCCAGCCAGCCCACAGCAGAAGUUGACGAUGGCAAAGAGAGCCUGCAAGACGCCAUGCAACUGCUCACCGUCAAGGACUACUCUCUCAAUACCAAGAAGUCACUUUCUUCAAGCGGAGAAUUCGAGCUGCCGACAUUCCUCAGCAGUGAUGGCUUUGACUUUGGCAUGAACGACUUUCUGACUCCACCAGCAACCACUUCAGCAGCACCCACGCAGAACGAAGUCAUCACCAAGGCACCUUUCCUCCAGCCAGCAGCUGAGAUCAAGCCAGCUUACAAGGAUUUGCCUCGACCAACUUAUGAUGGAGCAGACUAUUCUCCAGAGGGCACUCCCGAAUCGGUCGUCCACCACUCCAGCACCGAGGAGAUCUCAGGUUUGGAGGACCACUCUGAAUUCUUGGAACAGCCGGAACCACCACAGCAAGCCGUUGAGAUCCCGGAGCGUCGCGCUACCAUUCGCACAGGUGGCCAGCUCAAGGCACGUCCAUCUGCAACACCAGCUGAUAUGCGCAUGAUGGCGGAACAGCGACGUCUCGUUAGUGCCGAGCAUCCUGUCCCUCCGAUCCCUUCAGCAUACUCUGCGCAGAUGGAAGACACCACCGAAGCUGAGGAAGACGUUGAGGCGACCACACACUCCUCGACGAGCAAUGAGUCCAAGGCAGAUUCCGGCGUCGAAGCAGGAGAUGAGCACACCACCUCCAAGGGCAAGAAGAUGAGCCUCAAUCUGGACAUUCCCGUUGACGACAACGAUGAUUUUGAAUCGGCAUUCGAUCGCGUGAUCGAAGGUCAAAAGGUGCGAGAAUCAUUUCAUUUACUUAAACCCUUCACCAGGUUUGGUCCUGUUCUCAAGCAGACCGUAUCUGAGCAAGAAUCUGCGGAAGGACGUGUCCGCACUGCGGGCUUCGUCCCUGACGCGCCUACUCCAUUCUCACCGCACCAGCAUACUAACGCAUUUACUCGCACACAGAAGGGUUACCUUAUGCGACAGAACACCAAGCUUGUCAUCGCUUCAAACAGGAACUUCUCCGGAGACAGCAACGGUACCGCCAAGUCGAACGAGUCCGCUCAGACGACAAGCUCUCGCACAAGCCCUUCCAAGGGCGUCAAGCACGGCAGCAACUCCCGCAAACCGAGUGCGGAGCAAUUCCUGCAAACUGAACCGUGGAAUGGCAAGGCUCGCCGCAAGAGUCAAAGGCAGGCAUCCGCGCAGCAGAUGAACGGAGUCGCUCCGCCUCUUCCUGGCCAACCCAGCGCUCUCGGUGUCGUCGACGAAGACUUUGCUGCAGGCACUAGCAGUCUCGAGGAUGAUGUUGGUGAGGGCGUUGAACGCGGUCGCCUCUUCGUCAAAGUGGUCGGCGUCAAGCAUCUUGAUCUGCCCAUGCCCAAGAACGACCGCCUCUACUUCCAGCUGACUCUCGACAACGGUCUGCAUUGCGUGACGACGGCCAGUCUCGAGCUGGGCAAGACGGUACCGAUUGGCCAGGAGUUCGAGCUUGUCGUAUUGAACGAUCUCGAGUUCCAACUCACUCUUUCGACCAAGCUCCCGCCACCACCCAAGACUGAAGCACCAAUCUCGCGGCCCUCAUCUCCAACCAAGACGCCCAAGCAUGGCAAGACGUCUUCCCUCACCCGCUUCCUGGCAUCUCCAAAGAAGCGUGCCGCCGAGAAGGAACGUCUGGAGCGCGAGGCCGCCGAUGCCGAGAACCGUCGUCGCGAUGAAGAAGAAGCACGCCUCCAGCAACGCAAACGUCAAUCCGCCCAUCCGUCCGCCUGGGACCUGCUCCACACCCUUGUCAAUCCCGCCGAUGGCUCCUUCGCGCGUGCAUAUGUCAACCUUCGUGCGCAUGAGAAGCAAUGCUUUGGCCGUCCUCUAGUUGUCGAUAUUCCCUGCUACAACGAAUGGGCCAUUGACGCCGAGUCCGGUAGCUCAAACAACACCUCUGUCCGCUCCAAGCGUGGUACCACCGGUCCCGUGCGCAGGCCACCAUACAUUGUCGGCCACCUCGAGCUGCAGCUGUUGUACGUCCCGCGUCCCACCUCCGCCACCGACGAGGAUAUGCCCAAGUCCCUCGGCUCUGCAGUCCGCGAGAUGACCAAGGCCGAAAAAGUCAUCGAAGUCGAACACGAAGGCCACCUCUCCCAGCAAGGCGGCGACUGCGUACAUUGGCGAAGACGAUUCUUCCGUCUGACCGGCCCAAAGCUGGUGGCAUACCACGAGCACACGCAGCAGAAACGUGCUGUCAUCAAUCUGAGCAAAGCGAGCCGGCUUGUGGAUGACAAGAGUACGCUCGUCUCGGACCCCAAGUCAGGCCAUCCAGGUAGCAAGUCCGGCCGGAGAAAGAGUGCUUUCGCAGAGGAGGAUGAAGGGUAUGCUUAUGUCGAGGAAGGGUUCAGGAUUCGUUUCGCCAAUGGUGAGACGAUUGACUUCUACGCCGACUCGACAGCAGAGAAGGAGUUGUGGAUGAAAGCUCUCAGCCAAGUCGUUGGCAAGAAAGACGGAAGCAGUUCUGAUAAGAAGGGCAAGUGGACCGACCUUGUUUUGCGAAGAGAACGAGCGGGUGGUGGACGGCCGAGCGCGAUGUCCACCAUGUCGCUUGCUGAGCCGGAAGCGAUGAAGAGUGGCACUGAAAUUAGAGAUUUUACGAAGCCACCGCCACCGCCGAAGAAAGAUGGCAAUGCGAUGAGCAGUCCGAAGAAGGCUACGAGACCGACGACGCCGCCUAUGAAUCCGAGACGAGGGCAUCGGGAGAGGAGCGAGAACCGCGGCAUCGGCCACGCCAUCUGCCAAUCCCUCCUCUCGCAUCCAAACCUCUCCAACUCUCCCCUCAAACUCUUCGCCGCGAGUCGCAAAGGCGCCAGUCUGGACUUUACAAUCACCAACUCCUCCCAUCAGGUCUUCUACCCGAAACUGGACGUGACUUCUAAAGACUCCAUCCGUGACUUCAACAAGGAAGUCGAGAAAUCUGGCAUCGAAGGCGAACUCGUGUUGGUCAACAAUGCGGGCGUGAAUCUCGAUAAUGAGUAUGGCGUGGAGAAUGUGAGGAGGACGAUGGAUGUGAAUUAUUAUGGGACUUUGCAUAUGUGCAACACGUUCCUCCCACACGUGAAAGAAAGCAAAGGCCGCAUCGUCAACCUCGCCUCCAUCGCCUCCCAACUCAAAUUCUACUCGUCCGCCAUCCAAGCCCGUUUCCGCGACGCCUCCUCCGUCUCCGAUCACGAAAGCAUAAUGCAAGACUUCAUCUCCUCUGUCGAAUCCUCCAGCGAAGACGCCGCCGGCUUCGGCCCUCCUGCACGUUCCUACUCCGUCAGCAAAGCCCUUGUGCGAAGUCUGACCGCCAUCCUGGCAAAGGAGAACCCGGAUGUGAUUAUCAACUGCUGCUGUCCCGGGUGGAUCAACACGGAGAUGGGAAAUUUGGUGGCGAGUAAAGGACGGACGGCGCCGAAGAGUGGAGAGGAAGGAGCGAGGAUUCCGGUUAGGUUGGCGGUGGGUGAGGAUUUGGGGGGUGUGAGUGGUGGGUAUUGGGCGAAUGAGAGUGUGAGAGGGACGGGUGACGGACAGGUGGAGGAGGGGUGGAGUUGA